AUGAAAGGCACUCAUUUUCGCCGACUACAUCAGGGUCUAUUCCAAGGAAACCUAAAUCAUUUUAGAGAAUACCAUAAUGUGCAAGAAGAAAAAGUUAAUCUACCGAGAUUAAAGUUGAGAGGGUUACCUUUUGACGCUACAGUAGAUGAAAUAAAAGCAUUUUUCAAAGAUUUCAGAUUGACAAAUCAAACAUGUCCACCAAUUCAUAUAAUCAAGGGGUUUAAAAACAAACCCACCGGUCAAGCACAUGUUUAUUUUGAUGAUGAGGAAGAGGCUAGAAAUGCUUGUGAAACCCUGAAUCGAAAGUUUUUACGAAAUAGAUAUAUAGAAAUAUACACUGACUACAUUUUUAAUCACAAUUUAACACCUGUUAAGGAACACGUCACAACAUUGAUGAGAGAUCGUUACAGAAAAGACAACCAGUAA
Molecule: messenger RNA, 426 nt
Organism: Plasmodium gonderi
Lineage: Eukaryota; Apicomplexa; Aconoidasida; Haemosporida; Plasmodiidae
Product: RNA-binding protein
Exons: 1
Coding region: 1-426 (141 amino acids)
Cellular component (GO): ribonucleoprotein complex
Molecular function (GO): RNA binding
Source: RefSeq, a predicted model, not a curated record